This is a messenger RNA of Xylona heveae TC161, 1803 nucleotides long. Its product is annotated as putative GABA permease. Lineage: Eukaryota; Fungi; Ascomycota; Xylonomycetes; Xylonales; Xylonaceae. Gene Ontology annotation, molecular function: transmembrane transporter activity. Gene Ontology annotation, cellular component: membrane. The coding region runs from base 166 to 1794 and encodes 542 amino acids. The transcript is spliced from 3 exons. The record is from RefSeq and is a predicted model, not a curated record. Gene Ontology annotation, biological process: transmembrane transport.
CUUUCUUUUCACGCUUUCUUCUCCAUUGAUGCAGUUUAUUGAUUUUCUGUUUCUUUUGAACGGUAUUACAAUCGCGAAUUACUUUGACACUCCUUGGACAAAAGACUCUUUCACUGAGUGACGUCAGAUUCUGCAAGAAAAACGAGGGUCUUUUGAAGAAUCAACAUGGGGCGAGAUUCUGUUGACGCCUCGGCCGAUGCGGCCUUGGCCGCCAUGGGGUACAAGUCUGAAUUGCCCCGCAAUUUAAGCAUGAUGAGUAUUCUAGGGCUAUCAUUUGCCAUUAUGGCCGUUCCAUUUGGUCUAAGCACAACAUUAUACAUUACAUUGACUGAUGGCCAAUCGGUGACCAUCAUAUGGGGAUGGGUUCUAGUAUCUCUUAUAUCCCUGUCGAUUGCUGCAUCACUUGCAGAAAUAUGCGCCGUGUAUCCUACCGCUGGCGGAGUAUACUACUGGUCCGCAAUGCUGUCGACGAGAAAGUAUGCUCCUAUUGCCUCAUGGGUCACUGGCUGGCUCACGCUUGUGGGCAACUGGACCGUCACAACGAGUAUCAAUUUCUCUGGCGCUCAAUUGAUUCUCUCUGCAAUAACGCUAUGGCGGGAAGACUUUGUGCCCAACCAGUACCAGACUGUGCUCAUGUACUGGGCCGUAAUGCUUGUCUGUUUCUCUGUCAAUGCAUUCGGAUCAAAGUAUCUUGAUCUGAUCAAUAAAAUAUGCAUCUACUGGACAGCCGCCUCCGUCUUGAUCAUUCUCGUGACUCUUCUGACCAUGGCCGAUCACCGGCGCAGCGGCGCUUUUGUUUUUGGUCAUUAUGACGCUUCUGCAAGUGGAUGGCCCACCGGCUGGGCAUUUUUCGUCGGCCUCUUACAAGCAGCAUACACCUUGACCGGGUACGGUAUGGUCGCCGCCAUGUGCGAAGAAGUGCAGCGACCGCACCGCGAGGUACCCAAAGCCAUGGUCUUAUCCGUUGCCGCCGCCGGCAUCACGGGCGUCAUCUAUCUCAUUCCAAUCCUCUUCGUGCUGCCCGACAUCGCCACCCUUUUGAACGUGAAGAACGGUCAACCCAUCGGUCUGCUCUUCAAGACCGUGACCGGCUCCGCAGGCGGUGGCUUUGGCCUAUUAUUCCUGAUCCUCGGCAUUCUUUUCUUCGCGGGCGUCGGCGCUCUUACCGCCGCCAGUCGCUGCACGUAUGCUUUUGCCCGCGACAGAGCCAUCCCCGGCAGUCGACUAUGGAGCCGCGUCAGCCACACGCUUGACAUUCCGCUGUGGGGGCUCAUUCUCUCUACUGUCGUCGAUUGCUUGCUUGGUCUGAUUUAUUUUGGUUCGUCUGCGGCGUUCAAUUCCUUUACGGGCGUCGCGACCAUCUGUCUCUCCACAUCAUAUGGUAUUCCCAUUCUCGUGUCCCUGAUGCGCGGCAGGAAACUCGUCAGGGAUUCUACCUUUUCGUUGGGAAAAUUUGGAUUCGUCAUUAAUGCGCUCACGAUUGCGUGGAUCGCCCUUGCGGUUGUGCUUUUCUGCAUGCCCGUCUCCCUGCCUGUCGAUGCGACGGAUAUGAAUUACGCCAGUGUCGUUUUUGCCGGCUUCGCCACGAUUAGUAUCGUGUGGUAUUUCAUCAGAGGACGAUCCGGCUUCAGCGGCCCCCCUGUGGAAAAGGACAUGUCUCCAGAAGAUGUAGAUGUUGGUGUAGUCUCUGGGCAUCCUCCUCCCGCGGAUCUUGAAAGUAAAGCGGCAGCGGCAGCUGCUGGGGGUGCGGCGGAAAAGGGGUCGCCGCAGUCAAAGACGGAAUCCUCGAUAUAAACCACGACC